AUGCCCAAGGGCAACAAAUCGAAAAAGGGUAUCGACAACACAUCAUCCGAUGCAACGGGCAACAGCUCCGAUUCAAUUUCGUUUAAUAAAAGGAAAAGUGCGUCUAUUAAGCAUCAAUUAACUGCGUUAAACAAAACAUUGUCGUCGCAUCGUCUUGAUGAACUUGAUGAAGCUGAACUUUCUGUCCACAUGGAGUACGUUGAAAGCAUUCACGACAACUUUGACCACGUGCAUUCUAUUCUCGAAGAAGCUGAUCCACGCGAACUAGAUGGAGUAGGCCGAGCAGAAUUUUUCGACGUGUACCUAGAAGUCAAGGCAAAGCUGUCGCGUCAGCUCAAUUCGCAUCGGAAGACAAACGUAAGACAUUCAUCGACUGCUAGGCAUUUCGCAUUGGAAGAAUCGCCGGCAACGUUAUUCUCAUCGCAAAGAAAGUCUCGCCUUCCUGAGCUGAAAAUACCGAAAUUUAGUGGAGCGUACAUUGACUGGCCUAAUUUUUUUGCCAUGUUCAGUAGCGUUAUUGACAAGGACCUCGAGUUAAGCAAAGUGGAGAAACUCCAACAUUUACGCACUAGUCUACAAGGAGCCGCUUUGGAAACAAUUUGCUCGCUAGAACCGGUUGAGGAGAAUUAUGACAAAGCCAUUGCCCUAUUGAAAAAUCGAUUUGAUAAUAAAUUACUUAUUUUUCAGGCUCACAUUAGGGCGAUUAUCGAGUUGAAGAGUGUUGAUAAGGGUUCAGCCAAUCGUUUGCGCGAAUUGUGCGACAAUUUUAAUUCCCAUCUUCGUGCACUUAACACCAUGGCAACACCAGAACAAAUAUCGGAUGGUUUGCUCAUACAUCUUGUUACUAGAAAGUUCGAUCAGAAGACGCAGGAGAAGUGGGAGGAGGACUUGCCCAUGCAGACACUGCCAACUUUGAAUUCAAUGACCUCAUUUCUGGAGAAGCGGUGCCGAAUUAUGGAAAAUUUGGAAGGUGCUACGCAAACACUUAGCAAUCAGAUCGGUAAACAUUCGAAUGCAAAUAAAGGUAUGAGAAACGCUUUGGUAGCAUCCUCAAGUAGCUCUAGCUUUUGCAUACUUUGCGAUUCGAAAGAACAUUACAUAAAUAGCUGUUUAAAAUUUGUAAAUUUGUCGCCGAAUUUGCGCUACAAAGAAGCUAAGCGAUUGCAACUUUGCUUAAAUUGCCUACGCAAGGGUCAUAGUUUACAACGGUGUAAGUCUGGGCAUUGUCGUCAUUGCCCAGGCAAACACAAUUCGCUUCUCCAUAUGAACCCGCAUACCUCGUCUAUAUCCCCGUCUUCAAACCUACCAACAAUUGAGGCUACAGCCCCUUCACAGCAAACACUCAUUUCAUCGUUAACUUCAAGUACAGUCGCUCAAGCCCCAAAUUCGGGCGCCAAUAGUAAUGUGUUGCUUGCUACAGCUAUACUUUCAGUCAAAAAUCGUUCAGGUGACUUCGUUCCAUGUCGUGCUAUUCUCGACUCGGCCUCUCAAAUAAAUUUUGUAACCGCUCGCUUGGCAAAUAUGCUGCAACUUCCAUUCAAACAAUCUGCAAUUUUGAUUUCCGGUAUCGGCGAAUCAAACUUUGUUGCCGACAAAGAGAUUGACGUUUUCGCACAGUCACAAGAUAAAGGCUACAACACUUCGUUCACUGCUGUGGUCACACCUAGUAUUACAGAUUAUCGACCUAACUUCAGCCUUUCUUCGGAAUGGAUAAUACCGUCAAACAUUAAUCUAGCAGAUCCAUUAUUCUUUAAACCCCAGCGCAUUGACUUGCUCAUCGGCGCGGGUUUGUUUUUUGAUUUGAUGUGCGUUGGCCAAAUACGCAUUGCUAGUAAUUUGCCAUUACUGCAAAAAACUCGACUGGGCUGGGUUGUCGCUGGUGGCGUUUCAUAUACCAACAAACAAUCAUCCUCCCUCGCUGCCUGCAGCAAAAACGUAUUUGAACAUCAACAUAAUAACUCAUUGAACGAUAUCGUAAAACGAUUCUGGGAAAUAGAGAAUUGCUUCGACUCUGCUCCCCCUCCAUCUAAAGAAGAUGACUGGUGCGAGCAGCAUUUCAAGAAAUAUUUCUCUCGACUUACUUCGGGAGAGUAUUCAGUGCGUUUGCCAACAAAAACAGGCUUUAGCGAUCUUGGCGACUCAUACAAUCGUGCUCUUCGCAGAUUCAAAGGCUUAGAGCGAAAAUUGGAAAAUAAUCAUAACUUAAGAACUCAAUAUAUUCAUUUUAUGAGUGAGUACAUAUCGCUGAACCACAUGUCACUGGCAACACCUGGGCCAACAACAAAAACAUUUUUUCUACCGCACCAUUGCGUGCAAAAGUUUGACAGUACAACGACAAAACUUCGCGUCGUAUUCGAUGGCUCCGCAAAAACAACAACAGGCUACUCGUUGAAUGACCUUUUGCUAGCGGGUCCAACUAUUCAAGCAAAGCUGUUCAAAACUCUCUUACAAUUUCGUUUUCGUAAAUUCGCUCUGUGCGGAGAUAUAUGCAAAAUGUACCGAUGCGUACGUAUGACAUCUCCAGACGAAUAUCUGCAAUGCAUUUUAUGGCGCGAGAACCCACUCGAUGAGGUAAAGGUAUACAAGUUAGACACUGUAACAUACGGAACAAAAUCUGCCGCCUUUCUUGCAAUACGAGCUAUGCAUCAACUUUCGUACGAUGAAGAAGGGUCAUUUCCAAUAGGUGCAAAAAUCGUGAGGAGAGACUUUUAUGUUGACGAUCUCAUUUCAGGCGGAGAUACUAUAGAAGAAGUGAUUGAGAUCAGACGUCAGGUUAAAGGUUUACUUCAGCGUGGAGGAUUCAACAUUCGUAAGUGGUGCUCAAAUGAGGAUGGCGCGCUGCAAGGUGUUCUUGACUCAGAUUGCGAAAAUCUUCUUAAAUUCCACGAUGGAAGUGAUGUUGCAAAGACUCUUGGCCUCAUCUGGGACCCUAAAACUGAUAACUUCUUAUUCUCAUUUUCGCCUAUUGAUAAUAACGCACGCACGACAAAACGCACGAUACUUUCACAUAUUGCUAAAAUUUAUGAUCCGCUUGGCUUGGUUUCGCCAGUCAUUACGAAAGCAAAAAUUUUCCUGCAAAUCCUUUGGAAGGAAAAACUACAGUGGGACGAAAGCUUGCCUCAGUUGCUGCAAACUACCUGGAACGACAUUUGUGUACAGCUUGGUCUAGUAAGCAGCUUUAAAUUUCCUCGCUUUGUAUUGACGCCUAAUUCUAGUUGGGAGAUUCACGCAUUCUGCGACGCAAGCUUGGCGGCGUUUGGUGCAUGUGUAUACAUUCGUUCGGAGUGUGAUGGUAUUUCAAAAUCAUGCUUACUUUGCGCAAAGUCGAGAGUCUCGCCUCUGAAGAGUUUAACUAUUCCUAAAUUAGAACUGUCGGCAGCCUUGCUGCUUGCGGAAUUGGUGGCACCCAUUUCACUAGAUUUUCCACAUUCUCACACCGUUCACUGCUGGUCAGACUCAAUGGUCACUCUAUCAUGGCUUCGCGAACAACCAACAAAUUUCAACAUUUUUGUGUCAAAUAGAGUUAGCCAGAUACAAACACUAACCAAAGGUAUGACUUGGCAUCAUGUGCCUACUUCUUUGAAUCCGGCAGACAUUCUUUCGAGGGGGUGCACUCCCAAAGAAUUACUAAAUUCUGAACUUUGGAGAAGUGGUCCACAAUUUUUAUCAAGAAGGCAAUCGAAUUGGCCUAAUCUCCUGGAUUUGUUAACUGAUUUACCCGAACGGCGACGUAAAGUCUUAGUUGCUUCUCAACUACGAGACAUAACACUCGAUUGCAAGUACCACAACUCCUUUGAAAGGUUGAAGCGCAUCUUUGCCUACAUUUACUAUUUUUGCCAACCGCACCGUACUCGCGUUGAUGGUCAACCGUUGACUCCGCUGAAUAUUAAAAUGGGUACACAUUUGCUAAUCCGUAACAUUCAACAAAUUCAUUUUGCAGCUGAGCUCAAGGCGCUAAGAUUUGACAAGAAACUUAAUUCGUCAAGUAAGCUACACUCAUUAAAUCCGUUUAUCGACUCAUUUGGGCUUCUUCGUGUUGGAGGACGUCUGCAAAAUUCUUUAUUGGACUUUGAAGCAAAACAUCCACCUUUGUUGCCAAAACAUCAUCCGGUCACAAACGCAAUAAUUGACCACUUUCAUCGCAAAUAUCUACACGCUGGACCGCAGAGCGUACUGGCUUCAAUUCGGCAGCAAUAUUGGCCAAUUGGCGGACGCAAGACUGUUGCUAGCGUUAUAAGUAAAUGCAUUCGUUGCUUCCGUUUGAAACCAAUCAUCUAUGAGCAUAUCAUGGGAAGCCUUCCAGCCGACAGGGUUCAGGCUAACAGAACAUUUUUCACCACUGGCAUCGACUAUUGUGGACCAUUUUACCACAAGUCGGAAGUUCGCAGCAGGCCACCCAUUAAAUGCUACAUAUGUGUUUUUGUCUGCUUCAGCACGAAGGCUUGUCAUCUGGAGCUUACUCAGGACCUUUCUACAUCAUCGUUUUUGGCAGCUUUGAAAAGAUUUAUUUGCACAAGAGGCAAACCGCACACCAUUUGGUCAGACAAUGCAACGAACUUCGUUGGCGCUAAAAACGAGUUGCAAGAGUUAAGUCAAUUGUUCUCAAGCAAUUCCCAUAACACUGAAGUCACUAAUCAAUGCAACUUGGAAGGCAUCUCUUGGAAAUUUAUUCCGCCUCGUUCACCACAUUUUGGCGGAUUAUGGGAGGCGGCUGUUAAGUCAGCGAAAUUUCACUUUCUCCGCACUGUUGGCCUCUCAAUCCUGACAUUCGAAGAGCUUCGUACUCUUGUAUGUGAAAUCGGAGCAAUAGUUAACUCUCGUCCACUUUGUCCAAUUUCAGAGAAUCCAGAUGAUCUCAACGUGCUCACGCCGGCUCAUUUUCUCAUAGGUGCGCCAUUUACAUCCGUCGUUGAACCAGACGUAACCGGCCUCGAUAUCAGUCGCUUAAGCCGAUGGCAGCGUGUUUGUCAUAUGCAGCAGGUAUUUUGGAAAAGGUGGAGCAGUUCUUAUCUCUCACUGUUGCAAGAACGAGUUAAGUGGCGAAAAUCAACUGGGAUUGUUCAAGUUGGAAACAUGGUCAUUUUGAAAGAAGAAAACCUUCCACCACUAAAAUGGCGACUAGGACGCGUGGAGAGUUUAAUUCGCGGCGCCGAUGGUGUGGCUCGUAUCGCCAUCAUCUACACUGCCAAUGGAUUAGUCAAGCGAGCUGUGGGAAAAAUUGCCGUGCUCCCUAUUGAAACUGAAGCGGUUGGAGACUUACACCUUCCAACGGGGGAGGAUGUUCGCAGCAGCACUAAUUGGCAUCUUCGGUAUUCGCAGCAGCACUAA
Messenger RNA from Anastrepha ludens (Mexican fruit fly), 5328 nucleotides. RefSeq lists its product as uncharacterized. Gene Ontology annotation, molecular function: nucleic acid binding. Lineage: Eukaryota; Metazoa; Arthropoda; Insecta; Diptera; Tephritidae. The record is from RefSeq and is a predicted model, not a curated record. Gene Ontology annotation, biological process: DNA integration. The coding region runs from base 1 to 5328 and encodes 1775 amino acids. The transcript has a single exon.